Rhagoletis zephyria (snowberry fruit fly) is the source of this 1161-nucleotide messenger RNA. Its product is annotated as trypsin theta-like. Gene Ontology annotation, molecular function: serine-type endopeptidase activity. Gene Ontology annotation, biological process: proteolysis. Lineage: Eukaryota; Metazoa; Arthropoda; Insecta; Diptera; Tephritidae. The record is from RefSeq and is a predicted model, not a curated record.
AUGGCCAACAAAUUCAUUUGCACUUUAUUGCUGUUGGUGGCAGCUACAGGCGCCCAAGCUGAUGGAAUUGUAGGUGGUACAGCUGCCUCUAUUAGCGCUCACCCGUACCUGGUAAGCUUGCAGCUAGCCGAUGGAACCAUUGUCUGCGGUGGUGCUUUAAUCAAUUCCAAAAUCGUUGUCACUGCCGCCUCCUGUUUGACUAACUACGAUGUAAGCGCAUUUGUCGUUGGUGUCAACAAUGGUGCUCAGACCGUUAAAAUCGAUUCAUCUACUUUUGAUGGCGCCUACGAUAUUGAAACCAAUGAGAAUGACAUCGCUAUCGUGAAGUUGGCCGAAGCCGUAACUGUUAGCACCUACCUUGGAUUGGCAAACAGCUUACCUUCCAGUGGUCUACUCAUCGGUUUGGAUGCAAACAAUUCAGUGGUAGAAGUAUCUGAAACUAUCACCAGCGCCAAGGUAUGCGUUACUCAAGGCUACAAAUACGAAGACGGUGAUCUCUUCGAUUCACAGUUCUGCGGUUUGGCUGCGAACGAAGCUUGUGGUGGAUUGCCUGGAAGUCCUCUGGUGGCAGACAAUAAGUUGGUUGGUGUUGUAUCCUGGGGUUAUGGAUGUGGCAACAAAGGCAGUCCAGCUAUUUACUCUGACGUUCCAGUUUUGAAAUUGUGGGUCGAAAGUGGUACAGCUUCCUCUAUUAGCGCUCACCCGUACCUGGUAAGCUUGCAGCUAGCCGAUGGAACCAUUGUCUGCGGUGGUGCUUUAAUUAAUUCCAAAACCGUUUACACUGCCGCCUCCUGUGUGACUGACUACGAUGUUAGCGCAUUUGCCUUGGCCGAAGCCGUAACUGUUAGCACCUACCUUGGAUUGGCAAACAGCUUACCUUCAAGUGGUGUACUCAUCAGUUGGGAUGCAAACAAUUCAGUGGCAGAAUUAUAUGAAACUAUCACCAGCGCCACGAAAUGCGUUACUCAAGGCUACAAAUACGAAGACGGUGAUCUUUCCAAUUCCGAGUUCUGCGGUUUGGCUGUGAACGAAGCUUGUGAUGAAUUGCCUGGAAGUCCUUUGGUGGCUGACAAUAACUUAGUUGGUGUUGUAUCCUGGGGUUAUGGAUGUGCCAACAAAGACAGCCCAGCUAUUUACUCGAAAGUCGAAAGUGUUUUGUAA